AUGUCCGCGUUUGAUGAGUAUGCUGACGUUCGUUCACUGAAACCAGAACAAAUAGCGGAGAUUACGGAUGGAUUUUUACAAUUUGAUACUGGUCGCAAAGGUUAUAUAACAGAAAAUGAAAUCAGAGACACACUUCAACGUUCGGGUAUUCCAGCACAAGCCCAAGAAGUCGAUCAAGUAUUUCAGAGAUUAGACGUUCAUCGACAUGGUUCGAUUGAUUAUCAAGAUUAUUUAAGAGGAAUGGCACAUGCCUACGUGCAUCCAGGACUUUCACACGACCAAUACGUGAACAGAGGAGCGCAACAACCGACAUUUGUUGUUUUAGGUUAUUCUCCAUCAUAUAAUCCGUCCUCGACUCAACAACCAUAUCAGCCAUCCUCGACUCAACAACCAUAUCAGCCGUUCCCGACUCAACAAUCGUCAUAUAAUAAUAAUCCGCCACCACCUCAACAACAACAACAACAACAAUCGUUCUACCCACCAUAUCAACAGACGUCACCUCAGCAGCCUUAUUAUCCACCUCGUUAA
This is a messenger RNA of Didymodactylos carnosus, 528 nucleotides long. Lineage: Eukaryota; Metazoa; Rotifera; Eurotatoria; Philodinida; Philodinidae. The record is from the annotation of a GenBank genome assembly.